AGAGUAUCUGCAGUAGUCCUCAAACCUCCAGUCAUUCAAUGCUCCACUGUACUGUUUUCUCGGCUGGACAGCGCGUGUGCCCCUAACAAAGGUGCGUCAGUGAGAGUGUAUGUAUGUGUGUGUGAGGGAGAGAGUGUGUGUGCCUGUUUCAGCUGUACCAGGACCAAAACAUUGUGGAUGUGUGCGCAGCGCAUAUUGUGACUGGAUGCCCUCUGCUUCAGAGAACAGGACACACAGAUUCACCUGCGCAACAAAGGGCAUGACGGGGAGCAUCCGAGCAACCAAAACACAGAUGGAGUUAUAAAAACAUUUUCCCAUCUGGGCAGAUCCUUGGGCUUCCAGAAGUCUGAGACCUGGGCAAGCCUCUCCACUUCCACCCUUUGACAGGUAGAACCGUGUCAUUGCACACACAGACAAAUCUAGCGUUCCAUUUCGGAGGGGCAGGCAGGACAACAACAUACUGAGGAGAAAAUACUUCUGGGAAACGGACAAAACAAGAAGUGAACUGCUGCUAGGAAGGCUGGUGAACGUGAGAAAAAUAGCAAAGGAGUGCAACAUGGAUACAAAGAGCAGAGGACAUCUAAGAGGAAGAGAAGAUUCCUCAGAAAGAACUGUGUGCUGUCUUCUGCUCACACUUAUCAUUGGUGUGUGUUGUGUUCAAGCUCUGGAGAUGUCGACUGGUAAAAUACCCUUUUUGACAGCUGUGAAUGGCAGUACAGUUCUCCUGCCCUGCACCUAUGCCAGCUGUAUUGGGAUUAAGGAUCUGUACUUCAAAUGGGAGUUCAAUGAAAAUGGCACCAUGAAGAUGUUGGCUGAUGCUGUUAUUCCAUCGGAUCACAUGGAUCCAAUUAACUUGAUUGUUCACCAAGAGAGGGUGAAAUAUGUUGGCUCCCGUAAAGAAAAUAACAUCUCCAUCCUGCUGUGGAAUGUAACAUUCGAGGAUGCAGGUGCCUACAAAUGCUUUGGCAAAAACCCAAAAGAGAAGUUCAAGAAUCACAGUGCCAUAUUCACUCUAUAUGUUGUAGAGGAAUUAAUAGAGGUUGAUAACACACUUACCAAAAUCAUUGCUUCCUGUGUUGGCGGAUUCAUCGCUGCAUUAAUGGCCUUCAUGCUGAUAAAGAACUUCACUCUGUUCGUACUUGCAAAGAUUGAGGAAAAAAAUAAGGAGUGCCUUGUCACCUCCUCAGGGAUCGAUAAUACAGAGAACGUUCUUUCUGGCUCCAAAUCCACACCAAAGAAAGCAUGAAAGAGUGCACAAAGACCCAGUCCCACAUGCACAAUUAAAUGGCAUAGAUCAGCCAUCAUGCUGUGCCCUCUCUGUUUAUUCAUAUCUGUGUCCACAAGUGCUAUAACAUCUUUUUUUGCGAGAAGAGUAAUGAUAGCAUUCUACUUAUUAUUAAUUCUGCAUAUAUUAUAUUUAUAUAUGCAUUUAAAUAUGCACCACACAUGCACUUAAUUUUAUUGGCCCACAUCAAACCUGUGAACUAUAUUUAUUAUAUAGCCAAUAUAUUUCUUCAAACUAUGCUUGAAACGUAAGAUGUUCUAUUCAUGGCUCCUUAAACUGGACUGUUAAACUGUGAUAGGCCCUUGUUACCCUGUUUAGACUAAAAUAGCAGAAAAAAUAAGUGUUUGACAAAACACGCAUUUAGCUUAGAGUUAGUGUAAUCAUUUAUUUAUAGUUUUAAAUAAUUCUUAUGUUGAGCAUAAGUUAAGAGUAAAGGCCUAUGGUUUUUAUUGUGAGGUCAUGUUGUCAAACAAACGUAAAGGUUUAGAAAAUGUCUUGAAAGGGGAAUUUGUGGUUUCUGUUGAGGUUUUUACCUAAAAGACAGAUAUAGACUCUCGAUGUUGGUAUGGUAACAGUAUGUUUUAAUGAAGUGGGUCUGAAUACCAAAGUCUACAGCAAAGUCUGAUUGUUAUUAGCAUGGGAAGAAUAAGGCCUUUAUGUACCGUACCAGUCCAGUUUAACAUAAACUGUAUUACCAUUUUGCUUGAAAAUGAAUCACAGGUGCCUGUUAACGCUUCUGUCGCCACCUAUUGGUGAUAAAGAGUAAAAGCAAAACAUUAUGACGCAAAGAAAAAAGAGAAAAUAGUAAAAACACUGCAAAAAUUGCAAAAGCCAACAACUAGUUAGUAAUUAAAAGCUAUAAUUAAUGAUACUUGAAAAGCUGUAGAGAUCAGUGUCCCCUUAGAUAAAACCCUGAAUGAAACACUGACAAUGCUGCUUCAAAUAAUUUCCAGUGCAUUAUAGCAUGUGCUAAAUGCCCAGAUUUUUAGGGCUAUGUGACUCGAUAUAUCUGUAAAAACAUAUAUAAUGCUUUUUUUAAUGACAUAUUGAAACACAUUUGUUACAAUUUAAUUAGCAUCAGCUAUAAAAACUGAAACUGCUAAGAAAAACAUGAAUACAAAAAAGGGAAAAAAAGAAUUGCAAACAUGUAGGCCUACACUAUAAAUUUGUCCUGUGACAUCAUGACAAUGCAAUAUUUAAAGGCAAUAAACUCAUCAUCAAAAUCAUUCAAAAGCAUAACGAAAAUAAUAACACGUCUCAUGUUAAUACAGAUUUAUUAUGAUAUUGUAAAUACAAGAACAAAAAGAUUCAUUUGCAGAGGUAGGUUUAGGGACUGACGUCAAGCAAGAUCAUUAUAUCAGAAUUGAGAUCCAUAACAUAAAAAGAUCCCCAAUAAUCUAUUAAACAAGCAAGUUAUGGAGUAAAUAUACAAUUAAAGGAUAUUUCAACAAAUCUAUUGACUCAACUCAAUGGAUCCUUCCUUAAAUACGUGGGUUCAGACUUAAAGGUUUUACACAAUUUUGCUAUUGUUGGUGAAUUUUGAAUUCAGUAAUUCUGACGUCACAAACUCUUAAAGCAGCUUGAUUUCAGUGCCAAAAGGAGUUCACUCCAGAUGAACAGUUUAACAAGUUGCUUCACGUUUCUGAUUGUGCGAUAGAUUUGUUCAAUAUAAAUAUAGAGCACAAAAAUUUGUUUAAGUAAAAUCCGGUAAAUCUGUCAAGAAUUUGGACCUGAAGAAUGUGUAACCAGUAGCUUUUCUUCCACCCUUCCACCCUCUUCAUAAUGUCUUAAAAAGCAUCGUCAUUGAAAGUUUAACAUGCAUUAAUUUUUUUUAUUUCGUGACUUAAGGUUACUGAGGUGAACUGUUUUUGUACAAGGGUCACCAGAAUGUAAACCAUAAAUGAACUGACUGGGAAACUGACUUCAGAAAGUGUCUGUGACGUUGUACUGGCUACAUUUGAUUCUGUUGAGUGUCUGGAAAAUACAGGAUGUGAUGUCAGGAAAGCAAUACAUAUUCAGGGAAUCUAACUCCAUUAUUUUAAAUAUUUGGAUUUAAUAAGAUUUUGGAAAACAGAGGUUUUCUCAGGUUGUUCAGUAAAAGUGAUGAAAGUUCUAGCUGAAUUUUGGGUCUUAGGGCUUCUUAAUACAAUCUCAUGUACUGUUUGCCUCUAUGUAUUAAUGCACUUUUUGUAAGUUAGAGCCCAAAAUUGUUUGAUCAUAUAUUCAGAAAAUGCAAAAACAUCAUCCUUGAUAAUGAAUUAUGCAAUCAAAACUGAUGCUUCACCCGAAAAUGAAAAUUCGUUCAUUUACUCUCACCUUCGAGUUGUUCCAAAUCUGUAUACAGUUAAAUGUCUUUAUGAUGAACACACAGAUAUUUGGAAGAAUGCGUAUUACCAGACUCAGUCUCCCAUAGUAGGAAAAUAUAUAUUUUUUGAUUGUUGAAAAGACAAAUUUGUUCUUCAGAGCAAAUACAUUUAUACAGAUUUGAACAACUCGAAGGCGAUUAAAUGGCAGAAUUUUAAGUAUCACCUUAAGUUUUACUUUGUUACGCUUUUGUUAAUUUUGCAGUCUGAACACAAACGUUAAUCGAGAUUCCAUAUAUCCAUUUCAAGUUUGACAAAGCUAUAGAGAUUAAACUGGAAUUAAUGAUGAAAUCAUAAUUUUAGUGUCUGAACAAACUGUGAUAAACACUUAACUUGUUAGUUGUUCAUGUAAUGUGUCACUUGCAAGCUAAAGAUCAGGACUUUUGCAUUUAUAUGCUUUAAGAAGAGUUGUUCAGUCUUGUAAACAUUGUAUUGUCAGGCCGAGGAAAAUAAAUGCCUUUAAAACCUCCCUGGGCUAUAUCUUAAAAAUAACUGCACCAAUGGUCUUGCAACAAAAGAUAGAACCCAUUAUAGUCAGUGAUGCUGUCCACAUGGGAAGCGACAACAAUUGUCCUAAGGUUUCUAUUAUCAAUUCAUGCUGCUCCCAUCCAGUGUAGAUACGGUCAGAUAACCAAAGACAGUAGAUUUUGUUUGACAUCAGUCCCAAGCCAAAUUGAAUGUAAAACAAGCUGUAGCAUAGAUGAUCCACUCAGCCCAUAAUCCAGAAUCCUUGCUUCCAUUAUUUCCUUAGUAUGCAGGCCUGUUAUUCCCCACGGGUCUGCACAUUCACGUGUAUCAUAUUUAUUAUAACAAGCAGCUAAUAAAACAAAACAAUGUUUGCUGAACUGGUACAUGCAUUCAAUAAAUGCCUCUUUUAU
Triplophysa dalaica is the source of this 4526-nucleotide messenger RNA. It is a transcript of the gene scn4bb, whose product is annotated as sodium channel, voltage-gated, type IV, beta b. The transcript is spliced from 6 exons. Bases 557 to 1246 code for a protein of 229 amino acids. Gene Ontology annotation, molecular function: sodium channel regulator activity; transmembrane transporter binding. Gene Ontology annotation, cellular component: voltage-gated sodium channel complex; membrane. The record is from RefSeq and is a predicted model, not a curated record. Gene Ontology annotation, biological process: regulation of ventricular cardiac muscle cell membrane repolarization; cardiac muscle cell action potential involved in contraction; regulation of sodium ion transmembrane transporter activity. Lineage: Eukaryota; Metazoa; Chordata; Actinopteri; Cypriniformes; Nemacheilidae.